AAUUUAUAAACAUUAUACAUAUUCUAUCGUUUCAAAUAAAUUAUUUUUGUAGACUAAUACUAAAAACCAACAAUUUUUUAUUGUAAUAUUCAAACAAAUGAAGUAUAUAAUCCAGCAAAAGAAUUAAUUGUAAGAAAGAAAUUAGAAGACGACGAGGCUGAUACAAACAAAAAGUGUGAUAGUGACAAUGAAAAUAAUAAGGAUAAUGAUUAUUAAUUUGAAAAGUAUAAAUAAUCAAAUGACAAUAUUUUUAUUAACAAGUAGAAUGAUAAUAUAAAAAAUCGUUAAAAGCUAUUGAAUAAGUUUAACAAUUAAUGAACAUUACAAGGUCAAUUAGUUUAGUAGUGCAAUUUUUGUGUAAGUAUAUGACUAUGGGGGUUCAAGAAAGAAAAUAGAUCGGCGUCUGCGGAAUAGCAAGUACUUUGUAAUCGAUAACAGACCUUUUUUUUGUUCAGUGGGUAGAAUGUCAUCUAAACUCAUCCAAUGGAUUUCACUUGUAUUUGAUGAUUUAAAAUAGUUGCUAUUAUUAAAAAGAAAAAAAAAAAAUUGUACACAAAAAAAAAGUAAUAUAAUAGAUAGCUCAUGAUUCUGGAUGUGUAUAGCAGUAAUGCCCCCAUCGGAAGAAGAAAGCCUCUGGCUAGUUGGAAAAAGUGGAAGUGUAUCAUCAUUUCAAUCAACUGUUGGAGGACAAAUAACAAGAUCAAUUCCUCAUACUAGAGGUAUUCUUUAUACCGAAGAAAUGACAAGUAAUACAUCAAAAGAAUCGAUUGGAGAAAUUCCAACAACAUCAACAAUGACAAAUGUUAAUUCAUCAGCUGUUGAUUCAUCAGUUCCAUCAUCAAGGGAUCACCAAAUUGAACCUGAUUCAAUUGAUUCAACAGCUGACAUUGAUCUUAUGUCACAUUUUCAUGAAGAUGCUAUUAAACAGACUGGUGUUGGAUAUUUUCAAAUAAUGGUAGCAAUAUUUGCUGGAUUAAGUCUUUCAUCAGACACUAUAGAAUUUUUUGUUGUACCAUAUAUAUUGCCAAGUGCUGAAGUUGAAUUAUGUAUUGAGGAUAACGAAAAAAGUUGGCUUAAAAAUAUAAGUUUAUUUGGAUUGGCACUGGGGGGAUUUGCAUGGGGUGGUUUGGGUGAUCGAAUUGGUAGACGUCGUGCUUUAUUAUCAGCAAUGUCAGUACAUUUACUCUUCAUUACAAUUGCAACAUUUAUGCCAACUUAUGGUACACUGAUGUCUGUUAGAUUUUGGUCAGCCAUUGGUAUGGGUGGUGCAAUGCCACUUGCAUAUGCCUAUCUAGCUGAAUGUUGUCCACGAGGAAGCCGAAGUAUUUGGAUUGGAAUUUUAGUAGCAGCUGGUGCUCUUGGUGGUGUUUAUGUGGCAUUACUUGCUUGGUUUGUGGUACCAACAACUGGUGAAAUGAUUGUUCUUGAAAAUAAAGCACAUUUCAGUGCUUGGCAUAGAUUUUUAAUAUUUUGUUGUUUACCAGCAUUAUUUUCAAUUGUUGGACUUAUAUUUUUACCAGAAAGUCCACGUUAUUUGAUUGAAGCUGGUCAUGAUGUUGAAGCCAUGAUGGUUUAUCAAAAAAUAUACAAAAAAAAUAAUACAAAUAAAAAUACAACUGGUUCACAGUAUCAAUUAUCAGAACUUGAAUUACCAAGUAAAAGAUCACGUGGACAAACAAAUUUAUCAUCAUCAAUAUCUGAUCAAACAGUACUUGGUGAUAUUAUUCAUUCAAUUAAUUUAUUUAAAAAUUCAUUUUGUGAAUUAUUUACUGCUCAAUAUAUACGUGUUACUAUAACAUUAUUUAUAAUAUGGUCAACAAUUGCAUUUGUAUAUUAUGGAAUUCUAAUUUGGUGUCCUGAAUAUUUAAAAUAUAUACGUGCAAAUGAAUAUACAUUACAAUCGAAAAGUUAUUAUGACAAAGAAUUUAAUGGUACAAUCUUUACUGGUUCACUUGAUAAUUUACAAUAUAAAAAAUCAAAAUUUUUUAAUUGUCAAUUUAAUAAAAUGAUAAUUAGUCAUGUUAAAUUUUAUAAUUGUACAUUUAAAUCAGUUGAUUUUACAAGUAUACGAUCAAGUAAAACAUAUUUUAUUGACAGUGAAAUUGUUGAUUCAAAAUUUGUUGAUACUGAUUUAUCAUCACAAGCAUUUAUAAGAUGUAAAUUUGAAAAUAAUACUGAUUUAAGUUUAAAAGGACCUUGUCCAACACUUGAUCUUGAUUAUAAUAUAUAUAUUGAAGAAACAUUACACGCACAUCUUGUCGCUCAAUUGGCAUUUAUAUUUGCUGCAGCAUUUGCAGGUUUUGCACUCAAUGAAUUUCGUCGUCCAAAAAUGAUUGGUCUAUCACUUUUUAUAUCAUCAAUUGGAGCACUUUGUAUAAUAUUUGUUCAAAAUCAUACAUCAUUAAUUCUAAGUUUUGAAGGUGGUUUUAUGAUUAUUUUUUCAAUUGCUUGGACUCUUAUGACACUUGUUACACUAGAAAGCUAUCCAGCACACAUAAGAUGUUGUGGAUUCGGUAUUAUGGCUGUUGGUAUUAGAUUAUCAGGUUUAAUUGGUACUGUUAUUUAUCAAAAUCUCAUUGAUGCACCACUCAUUGCACCUGCAUUACUUACAGCCAUAACAUUAUUUAUUGCAAGUGUCGCGGCUUUCAAACUUCCAGACACACAUGUAGUUUUUCUGUAAAAAAAAUUAAGGUAUAUUUUAUUAUGUUUAUAUGAUAACAUAUUUAAAAUAAUUUUGUAUAAAAUUGUUUGCCAUUUAUGAUGUGUGUGAGUAUGUAUGAGAGAGAGAGCGAGAGAGAAUAAUUUUAUAUUUUUGUUUAUAAAUCGCACAGGCUGUGGGCUAAUUGUUAUUGUCCAGUUUGAAUUAAUGAAAAUAUCACGACUGAUAAUUAUUAUAAUAAUUUUUUAAUUUAUUGAAACAUUUAUUUACAGUUAAUGUUCUUUUGUUUUUUAAUUAUUAUUACUUUUAGUAUAAAAAUUUAAUUACUUCCACUGAGAUUUUUGUCUUGUAAUUUUAUGAUAUUUAUUAAUUUAAAAUAUUACUUACUAUUUAUGAGAAGGAUAUUUUUAUACAUGAAUUUAUUAUAAUUUUUUAAAUUAUAUUUUACACACACUCGGUAUAAUUGAUGUGGCAAAAAAUAAAAAU
Molecule: messenger RNA, 3145 nt
Organism: Aphidius gifuensis
Lineage: Eukaryota; Metazoa; Arthropoda; Insecta; Hymenoptera; Braconidae
Product: synaptic vesicle glycoprotein 2B-like
Exons: 5
Coding region: 593-2680 (695 amino acids)
Biological process (GO): transmembrane transport
Cellular component (GO): membrane
Molecular function (GO): transmembrane transporter activity
Source: RefSeq, a predicted model, not a curated record